AAGGGCUAUGGAGCAUUAGAGACAGAGAGAGCGAGCGAGAGGGAAGGGGGGGCUCUAUCGAAUGAAUUGGGUCAUACCCUAGUCAUCGAGAGAGAGUUUGCGUCCCUUGCGUUGGCCGUCAGUAGGCCUAUGUGUGUAUGUGUGUGUGUGUGUUGAGGGCAGAUACUGAAGAUGGCAACAGCAAGUGGAGCAACUUUAAGGAGGAAUAAGAAGAGAUAGUCUAUUAUCUGAAACAAUUCAUUAACGAUGCUGUGAAUUUUUUUUUUUUUUAAACACCGGGCACCUGUCUAUGGCGGAUUUCGGAUUUCACGUUGGAUUAUUAACUUUCUCCUCGAUUUUAGCGCGAAGCACACGUAGGUUUAUCUAAAGCCGGAAGAAAGGAGAGGAAUAAAGGACUACGUUGUUUUUCCCCCCACUCUGUGUAGAGGAAUAAAGGACUAUACCGAGGUGUUUUUUUCCCACUCUGUGUAGAGGAAUAAAGGACUAUACCGAGGUUUUUUUUCCCACUCUGUGUAGAGGAAUAAAGGACUAUACCGAGGUUUUUUUCCCACUCUGUGUAGAGGAAUAAAGGACUAUACCGAGGUUUUUCCCCCACUCUGUGUAGAGGAAUAAAGGACUAUACCGAGGUGUUUUUUUCCCACUCUGUGUAGAGGAAUAAAGGACUAUACCGAGGUUUUUUUCCCACUCUGUGUAGAGGAAUAAAGGACUAUACAGAGGUUUUUUUCCCACUCUGUGUAGAGGAAUAAAGGACUAUACCGAGGUGUUUUUUUCCCACUCUGUGUAGAGGAAUAAAGGACUAUACCGAGGUGUUUUUUCCCACUCUGUGUAGAGGAAUAAAGGACUAUACCGAGGUGUUUUUUUCCCACUCUGUGUAGAGGAAUAAAGGACUAUACCGAGGUUUUUCCCCCACUCUGUGUAGAGGAAUAAAGGACUAUACCGAGGUGUUUUUUUCCCACUCUGUGUAGAGGAAUAAAGGACUAUACCGAGGUGUUUUUCCCCCCACUCUGUGUCCUCUCUGAGCGCACUGUUCUGUCUCUGUGACACUCACGUUCAACUCGUAGGCAUCUUAAUUGAAACAUGUCAGACAAAUUAUUGGUCUACCUCUUCCUUCUGACAGUCUUUCAUGCCUGUUCUCCAAAAAUGGAAUAUGAAGAAGAGUAUGAGGAUGUUACCAUGAACCAAAAGUUGGCUCCGAAGACCACGGAGGCAGACACAACAGAGAUACUGAACAGUUUACUCAAGGAAUACGAUAAGAAGCUACGGCCAGAUAUUGGAGUUAAACCAACGGUCAUAGAUGUGGACAUCUAUGUGAACAGUAUUGGACCUGUGUCAUCGAUAGAUAUGGAAUACCAGAUCGACAUCAUUUUUGCCCAGACGUGGACAGACAGCAGGCUGAGCUACAACAGCACCAUGAAUAUCCUGACCCUGAACAGCAACAUGGUGGGACUCAUCUGGCUCCCCGACACCAUCUUCAGGAAUUCCAAGAACGCUGACUCCCAUUGGAUUACAACGCCCAAUCAGCUGCUCAGGAUAUGGAACGACGGGAAGAUACUCUACACGCUAAGGCUGACCAUAAAUGCAGAGUGCCAGUUACAGCUGCAUAACUUCCCCAUGGACGAACACUCCUGCCCACUCAUCUUCUCCAGCUAUGGCUACCCGAGAGAUGAGAUGAUUUACAAGUGGAGAAGGAAUUCCGUGGAGACAUCCGACCAGAGGUCCUGGAGACUCUAUCAGUUUGACUUCAUGGGACUACGAAACACCUCACACAUAGUCAAGACAACAGCAGGUGAUUACAUAGUGAUGACAGUGUUCUUUGACCUGAGCAGAAGGAUGGGCUACUUCACCAUCCAGACCUACAUUCCCUGUAUCCUCACCGUAGUGCUCUCCUGGGUCUCCUUCUGGAUCAAGAAAGACGCCACGCCAGCCAGAACAGCUCUAGGGAUAACCACGGUGUUGACCAUGACCACUCUGAGCACAGUGGCAAGGACGUCCCUUCCCAGGGUUUCCUACGUGACGGCCAUGGACCUCUUCGUCACCGUGUGUUUCCUGUUUGUGUUCGCUGCAUUGAUGGAGUACGCCACACUCAACUACUAUUCAUACGGUGCCAGCCCAAGACCCAGACCACGGAACACCCAGAGAAUGAACUACUCAGUGUUGGAAGUGGGACCUGCCCCUACAGUGAUCAUGUUGAAUAACUCCACGUAUAACAACUCCCUAUACUGGCAGGAAUUUGAGGACGCCUGUGUCUACGAGUGCCUGGACGGGAAGGACUGCCAGAGCUUCUUCUGCUGUUACGAUGAGUGUAGAGGAGGCGGCUGGAGGAAAGGACGCAUCCACAUAGAUAUCCUGGAGCUGGACGCUUACUCCAGAGUCUUCUUCCCCACAUCCUUCAUUCUGUUUAAUGUCGUCUACUGGGUCAGCUAUCUGUACCUUUAGCAGGCUGUACUGGGAAGGCUAUUUCUACUUUCAGCAACCCGGAGAGAGAGAGGUGCCAUGGACUUUAAGACCAGAGAGAGAGAGAGGUGCCAUGGACUUUAAUACCAGAGAGAGAGAGGUGCCAUGGACUUUAAGACCAGAGAGAGAGAGGUGCCAUGGACUUUAAGACCAGAGAGAGAGAGAGGUGCCAUGGACUUUAAGACCAGAGAGAGAGGUGCCAUGGACUUUAAUACCAGAGAGAGAGAGGUGCCAUGGACUUUAAGACCAGAGAGAGAGAGAGGUGCCAUGGACUUUAAGACCAGAGAGAGAGAGAGGUGCCAUGGACUUUAAGACCAGAGAGAGAGAGGUGCCAUGGACUUUAAUACCAGAGAGAGAGGUGCCUUAGACUUUAAGACCAGAGAGAGAGAGAGAGGUGCCAUGGACUUUAAUACCAGAGAGAGAGAGAGGUGCCAUGGACUUUAAUACUAGAGAGAGAGGUGCCUUAGACUUUAAGACCAGAGAGAGAGAGAGAGGUGCCAUGGACUUUAAGACCAGAGAGAGAGAGAGGUGCCAUGGACUUUAAGACCAGAGAGAGAGAGAGGUGCCAUGGACUUUAAGACCAGAGAGAGAGAGGUGCCAUGGACUUUAAGACCAGAGAGAGAGGUGCCUUAGACUUUAAGACCAGAGAGAGAGAGAGAGGUGCCAUGGACUAAGACCAGAGAGAGAGGUGCCAUGGACUUUAAGACCAGAGAGAGAGAGAGGUGCCAUGGACUUUAAUACCAGAGAGAGAGGUGCCAUGGACUAAGACCAGAGAGAGAGGUGCCAUGGACUAAGACCAGAGAGAGAGGUGCCAUGGACUUUAAGACCAGAGAGAGAGAGAGGUGCCAUGGACUUUAAUACCAGAGAGAGAGGUGCCAUGGACUUUAAUACUAGAGAGAGAGAGAGGUGCCAUGGACUUUAAGACCAGAGAGAGAGAGGUGCCAUGGACUUUAAUACUAGAGAGAGAGAGAGGUGCCAUGGACUUUAAGACCAGAGAGAGAGAGAGGUGCCAUGGACUUUAAGACCAGAGAGAGAGAGAGGUGCCAUGGACUUUAAUACUAGAGAGAGAGAGAGGUGCCAUGGACUUUAAGACCAGAGAGAGAGAGAGGUGCCAUGGACUUUAAGACCAGAGAGAGAGAGAGGUGCCAUGGACUAAGACCAGAGAGAGAGAGAGGUGCCAUGGACUUUAAGACCAGAGAGAGAGAGAGGUGCCAUAGACUUUAGGACCAGGCAUCGAAGAAAGACUGAUCAAAUGUGAGAGACAUAAAAAAGAAGACUUUUAAAGGGUAAACACCAAAGUAACUCAAGUUUUACCUAAAGCAGUGAAUUGAAAAUAAAGACACAACCUGGUCAGGAAUCGUCUUUCUGUAUUUCAGGUAUCAGAAGAAAAUACACACAGACCCUUCACAGACACUGGACUGUCUUGAUCUUCACAGACACUGGACUGUCUUGAUAGACACAGACUCUUCACAGACAUUGGACUGUCUUGAUAGACACAGACUCUUCACAGACAUUGGACUGUCUUGAUCUUCACAGACACUGGACUGUCUUGAAACACACAGACUCUUCACAGACAUUGGACUGUCUUGAAACACACAGACUCUUCACAGACAUUGGACUGUCUUGAAACACACACACUCUUCACAGACACUGGACUGUCUUGAAACACACAGACCCUUCACAGACACUGGACGGUCGUGUGGAUGGAGAGGACAUAGAAAGUGUUGCUUUGUACAGCAACCACAAAAAACUCUUCUGUCAAGACGACGAUCUCAAAGAGUUGUGUUUUACGAUGCAGGACCUUGUCAGCCAGCUGUCAGUCAGUCAGUACAGUUUGGCCUCGAAGGGAUAUUCACAACCAUCCACAGUGCCUUGUAGCAGGAAGACUAAAGGACUACUGGCCGGUUUUGACUGAUUACUGCUGUGAUCAUUCAAUGGUUUUCAUUUACGUUUCUUAAUUACUAAUCUGCCAUUGUAAUAACUCAGCAUUAUUAUGUUCAUGUCACGAACAAGUUUGAGUUCGUUGAACUGCAUGUAUAAUUGCCACGUGGUAUACGACAGUGGGGGACAUCAACCCUGCCUUGACCAGCUUUUAUGAUCAUGUUAUUAAGUCAUGUGUUAAAUAUCUAAUUAUAGUUUUAUAGAAAUCCCCCCCAAAAAUAAAAUAAAAAAUGAAAUAGCACGUACGUGUAAGUAAGGAAUACAUUCUCGAUUUCACAUUUUGUGUGAAAGUAUUGAUUAUUUUGAAGAUCCUGAUUUAAAAAAAAAUAAAUAUGUAUUGUCUUAUAUUUCUGACCUUCAUUCAACCGAGGAUCUGAGAGCAGUUUUACAGAAGCUCAGAUUUGGGGCUCGAUGUGAGAGACACGUUGUGACUAGACCCAGACGUAAUCUAUGGCAUCUUUGUUUGUUUUUUUACAGUAAUUCUGCUGAAAGGUUAUUCUGACCUUUGGUCUGCUGUAUGUGUGCAUCAUGCAGGGGAUCUAUACAAGUCACUACACCCACUCUACAUUUACGACACCUAUUGGACUUUUCUUUCAGUACAAUCCAUGUAAACUGUAAGUUAAUAAAUACAAAUAGUGUCAUACAAA
Messenger RNA from Salvelinus fontinalis (brook trout), 5042 nucleotides. Its product is annotated as gamma-aminobutyric acid receptor subunit gamma-3. Gene Ontology annotation, molecular function: transmitter-gated monoatomic ion channel activity involved in regulation of postsynaptic membrane potential; inhibitory extracellular ligand-gated monoatomic ion channel activity; GABA-gated chloride ion channel activity. Gene Ontology annotation, cellular component: dendrite membrane; GABA-A receptor complex; neuron projection. The transcript is spliced from 9 exons. The coding region runs from base 1078 to 2436 and encodes 452 amino acids. NCBI's taxonomy places the organism in Eukaryota, Metazoa, Chordata, Actinopteri, Salmoniformes, Salmonidae. Gene Ontology annotation, biological process: regulation of postsynaptic membrane potential; signal transduction; synaptic transmission, GABAergic. The record is from RefSeq and is a predicted model, not a curated record.